This is a messenger RNA of Ochotona curzoniae (black-lipped pika), 1136 nucleotides long. It is a transcript of the gene TMEM69, whose product is annotated as transmembrane protein 69. The record is from RefSeq and is a predicted model, not a curated record. The transcript is spliced from 3 exons. Lineage: Eukaryota; Metazoa; Chordata; Mammalia; Lagomorpha; Ochotonidae. Bases 312 to 1058 code for a protein of 248 amino acids.
UGUGUGUGUGUGUGUGUGUGUGUGUGUGUGUGUGUGUGUUUUCCCUUCCCUGCUACUUCUGACUUACACUUUUUUCCUCCUAAGGUUUGUCUUUGGAAAACAAAAGCUCUGACUUGGGUUUCAGAAAUAUGGCCAGGAAAAAAGAAAGCUGUAAAGCAAGCCUCUGAAGCAGCACCAGAACCGACCGCCUGGAGAGGAGCCAGAGAGCCGCAGCAGCAUGCUUCUGAUUUGACCCCUCCACUUAGCUUUAAGAAUACAUUAAUCCCAGCUGUCUGACGUCUUUCUGAACAAGACAUUUACCAGGGCCCAAGAUGUUUUACUUCAUCCAGAGGCUUUCUCAACCAUCUCCAAAGAUGUUUAAGUACACUUUUACGUUGGGAGUAGGAGCCAGCAGGAGAAUAGAAAAGCUUGCCCUGAAGUCAUCUCUGCAGCAGAACUUUUCCUCCUUAUUUUCGAGGUCUUGGUGUGUCUCCUCAUCAUUUCCGGUGUAUAUUAACAAGACACAAUGUUACCAUACAUCCCCUUGCAGCUUUAAGAAGGAGAAGCAAGCAGUACUCUCCCCGAGGCCAUCAAGUACCAUCACUUACCUGACUGACAGCCCCAAACCAGCAUUAUACAUAACUCUGGCAGGACUGAUCCCCUUUGUUGCUCCCCCACUGGUCAUGGUGAUGACAAAGACUUACAUUCCCACAUUAGCUUUAACACAGAUGGCUUAUGGAGCCAGUUUCCUAUCUUUCUUGGGAGGUGUCAGAUGGGGUUUUGCUCUGCCACAAGACAGUCCAGCCAAACCAGACUUCUUGAAUUUAGCUAAUAGUAUGGGUCCUGUUGUGUUUUCCUGGUUGGCCUUCCUUACUUUUGAAAGGCUCAAUGUAGCCAUAGUCACAGUCAUGAUAGGUUUGGGCAUGGCAUUACACGCUGAACUCUUUCUCCUGCCACAUUAUCCCAAGUGGUUCAGAGCCCUGAGGUUACUGGUUACGUUAGUGGCUUUUUUAUCAUUUUUAAUAACUUUAAUAGUUGAAAAUAUUUAUCCAGAGAAGGGACCCAAGAGAGCUGUUUAAAUAAAAGAAAUAUAAAACUACUUUGUUGAUAACAUUAGUGUAUUGUUAUAAGCCUUAUAAAGUUGUAUUUUGGCAUCA